Messenger RNA from Sinocyclocheilus grahami, 647 nucleotides. RefSeq names its product isthmin-2-like. NCBI's taxonomy places the organism in Eukaryota, Metazoa, Chordata, Actinopteri, Cypriniformes, Cyprinidae. The transcript is spliced from 4 exons. The coding region runs from base 48 to 647 and encodes 199 amino acids. The record is from RefSeq and is a predicted model, not a curated record.
CAAAAUCAUAGCAAAAACUGUCCUUAUUAUUAUUUAUAUAUCAAGUCAUGCUGAUUCGAAGCCAAGCUUUACGGUGGGCAGUUUUCUUGACACUUUGUCUUCUGUUGGUGAAGGGGUUCCCUGCAAAAAGACGAAGAGCAAAUCCCAUCAAGAGCAAGAGUGAAACAUCUCUAGAGGUUACCAUUGAGGUUGUGGACAACCCACAGAUGGAGAUUGAGAUGGACCUCGCCAAGGAGAGCAGGAAUGACUGGUCCUUGAGCUCGGAAGAGUGGCUGGGCCAUAAAAAGCUCUUCUGGCCAUUGUUCUGGGAAUAUCAUGACUCCAGUCAAGAAGGUCCUGGGCAAGGCAGUCUGGAGGAGAAUGGGGAGGACCUCAGUUAUGAGGGAGAAGAUUCCCUAUUGAGUGGUGUGGGUGCAGACUGGAACAGACGAUGGAAGAGCUGGGACUCCAUGGACAAUUACGAAUAUGAGGAGGAAGAAUGGAGCGACUGGUCACCAUGCAGUGUCACCUGUGGACACGGGAAUCAAAAGAGGAUUCGUUCAUGUGGCUAUGCCUGCACUGCCACAGAAUCACGGACAUGUGAUUUAGAGCAUUGUCCUGGCAUGCAGAAGUCGAACAAAUACCAGAGACACCAGACUCGUGUUUGA